This is a messenger RNA of Penicillium alfredii, 1107 nucleotides long. RefSeq names its product GTP-binding protein RBG1. Gene Ontology annotation, molecular function: GTP binding; GTPase activity. Gene Ontology annotation, biological process: cytoplasmic translation. The record is from RefSeq and is a predicted model, not a curated record. NCBI's taxonomy places the organism in Eukaryota, Fungi, Ascomycota, Eurotiomycetes, Eurotiales, Aspergillaceae. Bases 1 to 1107 code for a protein of 368 amino acids. Gene Ontology annotation, cellular component: cytoplasm. The transcript is spliced from 9 exons.
AUGUCGACCACUAUUGAAAAGAUCAAGGAGAUUGAGUCCGAGAUGGCUCGGACUCAGAAGAACAAGAACACCUCCUUCCACUUGGGACAACUGAAGGCGAAGCUUGCGAAGCUCAAGCGAGAGCUUCUGACCCCAACUGGCGGUGGUGGCGGAGGCGGCGGUGCCGGCUUCGACGUUGCGCGUACGGGUGUUGCGAGUGUUGGAUUCAUCGGUUUUCCAUCCGUUGGCAAGAGUACAUUGAUGAGUCGAUUGACCGGACAACAUUCGGAAGCUGCGGCCUACGAGUUCACGACCCUCACGACGGUGCCCGGACAAGUGAUGUACAACGGCGCCAAGAUCCAGAUUCUCGACCUUCCGGGUAUUAUCCAGGGUGCCAAAGAUGGCAAGGGUCGUGGUCGCCAGGUCAUUGCAGUGGCCAAGACUUGUAACCUCAUUUUUAUCGUCCUGGAUGUGAACAAGCCCUUGGUGGACAAGCGAGUCAUUGAGACUGAGUUGGAGGGCUUCGGAAUCCGGAUCAACAAGCAGCCCCCCAACAUCCUGUUCAAGAAGAAGGACAAGGGUGGCAUUGCAAUCACCAGCACUGUCCCUUUGACUCAUAUCACACCAGAGGAAGUCAAAGCUGUGAUGAACGAAUACAAGAUCUCAUCUUGCGACAUUUCCAUCCGAUGCGACGCAACCAUCGACGACCUCAUUGAUGUUCUCGAGGCCAAGAGUCGCAGUUAUAUCCCUGUCAUUUAUGCGCUGAACAAGAUCGACGCCAUCUCCAUCGAGGAGCUGGAUCUUCUGUACCGGAUUCCCAACGCGUGCCCGAUCAGUUCUGAGCAUGGGUGGAAUAUUGACGAGCUGUUGGAGAUGAUGUGGGAGAAGCUCAACCUGCGCAGAAUCUACACGAAGCCCAAGGGGAAAGCACCCGACUACACAGCACCGGUUGUGCUUCGUUCCUACGCAUGCACCGUCGAGGACUUUUGUAACUCCAUCCACCGAACGAUCAAGGACCAAUUCAAGCAAGCCAUUGUCUAUGGCCGCUCCGUCAAGCACCAACCGCAGCGAGUCGGUCUUUCGCACGAGCUUGCGGAUGAGGAUAUUGUAUCGAUUGUCAAGCGAUAA